Cutaneotrichosporon oleaginosum is the source of this 986-nucleotide messenger RNA. RefSeq lists its product as uncharacterized. NCBI's taxonomy places the organism in Eukaryota, Fungi, Basidiomycota, Tremellomycetes, Trichosporonales, Trichosporonaceae. The record is from RefSeq and is a predicted model, not a curated record.
UCAUGUUCGUCCUCGUCCUCGCAGCGGCCGGUGCCGCUGCUGCGCCAGCGCCGGCGCCGGCGCCACAAGCUUCAUCGCUCUCGCCAUCGUCCCCAUCGCCAACUCCCACCCCCUCAGCACCCAUCCCUGCCCCCUCCCUCUCGCCCGCGUCGCCCUCGCUCGCAACAGAUAUGGCGACGACGACAAUAACUCGCACACUGAGCGGAUACCGCUUCGGCGGCGACAAGACGGAGCCGUACACGCGCACCGAGACGGCGACGGAGACAUACUCUGGCGGCGUGCUCCUCCGGCCAGCGACGAGCAGUGGGGGCGUGAACGUGGCCGCGAUAGCGGGAGUAGUGUGUGGGCUCGUAGCGCUGAUUGCGGGGCUUGGGUUGUGGUACUUCCUCUCUCGCCGUGCAGAACGGAAAUACAUCGAGUACGAGAGCGAGAGCGACGUCGAGCUGCCAGUGUACUCGCGCGAGGAUCCCAAAAAGGGCGACGAGCUCGAAAGCCCACCCCCCGCAUACUCGCCCGGACGGCGGUGGGCGCCGCGGCACGUGUUCCGGCCAAGCGCGCACGCGCGUGCCGCGGCUGGCCCACGAGCAACAGAUUCGACAGCAGCGUUUGCGCAUCUUGCCGCACAGCCGGCGAUGCAGCCGGCGGCACACGCAGCAGCGUCUGCGGCGGAGCCAACACACGCAUCACACGCAUCAGACACAUCGCGCGGCGCCAGCGGAGGACACUUGUAGCGAACGAUCAAGCUCGGCACAUCUAGCUUGACGUUGGGCCUGGAGACGGCACGCCAGCGGCGUGCAGGCUGUAGACGGCCGUCACGAGUACCUGCCAGCGGCCCGGCGGAGGGCAUCGCAGCAGGGCGUGGGUGGGUGGGUAAUGACCGAUUGCGUGCCUUCAUCACUGUCCCGUGACGCUGCGGGACCUUGACGACGCCGCAUUAGUGUGGAUUAGCGGAUGUAAUAGUGGAUGUAAUGGCGUGCAUGUAUGAC